AGGUUGGUAUAUACAUGAAUAUAACUAACUAUAUAUAAAAAGCUGCUGCAUGUGUUUGCAGUCUCACCUUCAAAAGCCAUUUGAAUGUCCUUGCAACAUUCUAAAGCAAACUCAUGAAAGCAACACUAAGAUACUUAGAAGGAAUGGCUGGCCCUAGUGGCUUUGGCUCAAAUUCAACCGCUGAACAAGUUACUGAUGAAAGUUCUCGCUUCCUUCCUCCUGGUCUAACUGCUCUCAUCACUGGAGCGAGUUCAGGUAUUGGAGCUGAAACGGCUAGGGUGCUAGCAAAGAGAGGAGUGAGAGUUGUGAUUGCGGCGAGGGACUUGAAGAAGGCCAGAGAAGUGAAAAAGAACAUACAAAAGGAAAAUCCAAACGCUGAGAUUGUUCUGUUGGAGAUUGAUCUUAGCUCUUUUGGUUCUGUACAGAGAUUUUGCUCCGAGUUCUUAGCUUUAGAACUUCCCCUUAACAUUCUCAUAAACAAUGCAGGGAUAUUUUCUCAAAACUUGGAGUUCUCUGAAGAUAAAAUUGAGAUGACAUUUGCUACAAAUUACUUGGGUCAUUUCUUGUUAACAGAAAUCUUAUUAGACAAAAUGAUAGAGACGGCAGAGAAGACAGGUAUUCAAGGAAGGAUAAUAAAUGUUUCUUCUGUGAUUCAUAGCUGGGUGAAGAAAGAUGGUUUUCGUUUCAACGACAUACUCAGUGGAAAAAGAUACAAUGGCACACGCGCUUAUGCUCAGUCAAAAUUGGCAAAUAUUUUGCAUGCGAAGGAAAUAGCCAAGCAACUCAAGGCAAGAAAUGCAAGAGUAACUAUAAAUGCAGUACAUCCAGGCAUUGUGAAGACAGGAAUUAUUAGAGCUCAUAAGGGCUUAAUAACGGAUUCCUUAUUUUUUAUCGCAUCAAAGUUACUCAAAACGACAUCACAGGGAGCAUCAACUACGUGCUAUGUUGCUCUGAGCCCAAAAACACGAGGGAUCAGUGGAAAAUACUUUGCUGACUGCAAUGAGAGUCACUGCUCAAGACUGGCAAAAGACGAAUCGGAAGCACAAAAGCUAUGGAACAACACCCAUGCAUUGCUUCAGAAACGACUACGUCAAGCAACAAUCUGAAGCAUUUCUUCUCCAUUUCAAGACUCCGUGUAUAAUUAGGUUAUUCUUUAACGUUAAGCUGCAGGCUCAACUCAAGAUUUGAGUCUUAAAAGGCACCUAAAACGACAUCAUAAUCGUGGGGCUUUACUAUUAGUAACCCCAUUUCCUGUCC
This is a messenger RNA of Cajanus cajan (pigeon pea), 1257 nucleotides long. RefSeq names its product short-chain dehydrogenase TIC 32 B, chloroplastic. Lineage: Eukaryota; Viridiplantae; Streptophyta; Magnoliopsida; Fabales; Fabaceae. The record is from RefSeq and is a predicted model, not a curated record.